UCUUUCUGUCUAUAAAGAUUCCAUUUCAUUCUUGAAAACUUGGAACACUACAAUGGAAGAGCCAUUUCUUCUGAGAGAGGAGGAGUUAGUUCCCGUUAAAACGACAUGGCAAAGAGGUCAGCUCACCGACGAGCUAAAGAAAGUGGGCCGCUUAGCUGCUCCUAUGGCCACCGUGACCAUUGCUCAAUACCUAUUGCCUGUUAUAUCAGUUAUGAUCGCCGGCCACAAAGGCGAGCUUCAGCUCUCCGGCGUCGCUCUUGCCACCUCCUUCACAAAUGUCUCCGGUUUCAGUAUUAUGUUUGGAUUAGUGGGUGCAUUAGAUACACUUUGUGGCCAAGCUUAUGGAGCCAAAGAAUACGAGAAACUCGGAACCUACACAUACUCCGCCAUUGCCACCAAUAUCCCAAUCUGUAUCCUCAUAUCAAUUAUUUGGAUUUACAUGGAAAAGCUUCUGAUCUCUCUUGGACAAGACCCUGACAUCUCCAGAGUCGCUGGCUCCUACGCCGUUUGGCUCAUACCGGCUUUGUUCGGAUAUGCUAUUGUCAUACCAGUAACUCGGUUUCUGCUGACGCAAGGGUUGGUUGUUCCUCUCCUCUAUUGUGCCCUAACCACCCUUUUGUUCCACAUCCCAGUUUGCUGGAGUUUGGUUUCCGUGUUUGGUCUUGGAAGCAAUGGAGCUGCUUUGGCUAUGAGUGUGUCUUUCUGGUUUUACGCUGUGAUACUCGCAUGCUACGUGAGAUUCUCCACCUCUUGUGAGAAGACUCGCUCCUUUGUAUCCGAUGAUUUCGUGCCUUGUGUGAAACAGUUCUUCCAUUUCGGGGUCCCAUCAGCAGCAAUGGUGUGCCUAGAAUGGUGGCUAUUUGAGCUGCUCGUACUCUCCUCAGGACUACUCCCAAACCCUAAACUCGAGACCUCUGUGCUUUCAAUAUGCCUUACAACAGAAACUUUGCACUAUGUAGUUUCAUCUGGAGUUGCGGCAGCUGUGAGCACACGCGUGUCAAACAAUUUGGGAGCUGGGAGUCCUGAAGUUGCUAGGGUAUCAGUAUUGGCAGGGCUUUGUUUCUGGCUGAUGGAGUCAGUUUUCUUUAGCACACUUCUCUUCACCUGCCGGAACAUCAUAGGAUACGCAUUCAGCAACAGCAACGAAGUAGUGGACUAUGUUGCGGAGCUAUCUCCUCUGCUAUGUCUUUCCUUCAUUCUCGAUGGAUUUACUGCAGUUCUUAACGGUGUUGCUAGGGGAAGUGGGUGGCAACACAUUGGAGCUUGGAACAACGUGGUGGCCUAUUAUCUCGUAGGAGCUCCCGUUGGACUUUACUUAGCUUUCAGACGUGGGUUUAACGGGAAAGGAUUGUGGUGCGGUGUUUUGGUUGGAUCCUCUGUGCAAGCAACUGUUCUGGCUAUAGUCACAUCUUCCAUGAAUUGGAAGGAACAGGUGCAAAGACAUUUCAGCUUGAUCUAUAUCACAUUCUGUGUUUUUUUUUAAUAAUGCUUUAAAGUAAAUGGAAUCUAUAUAUAAUUUGCAGGCUGAGAAGGCAAGGAAGAGAAUAAUCUCUACUGAAAAUGGAUUAGCAUAACGAAGAAUGUUUUUUAAUUAAUUACUACAUUUUGAGAGAUAGCAAGACUUUGCUUUUCUUCAAUUUUGGUGUAAUAUUUUUAUUAUAAACAAGUUAAUAAAAAACCUCACGAGUGUUGGAUUAUUCAUGUUCUUUACAUAUCGUUCAAAUUUCCAUUCCUUACAUUAUUGGUUCCAUAUGGGAAUAAUUCCCUGUGCAGCAAGGCGCUUUUCGACCCAAACAGAAUGAUCAGUUCUGAGAAGAGCAUCUUCUGCUAAGGAGUUGAUUGUAAUGUUCAAAGAUGCCCCAUCCAAAGCCUUUUGUUAUUCAGUUUGAAACUCAAAUGAUUUGUUGGUAUAAAGACACAUGUUGCUUUCUACUUUGGUGAUCUUAAACCCCCCAGUUUUUAUCCUAUUCUUUUGCUAUUGUCAGAUAUACAUUAGCCGGUUUGAACCGAUUUAGUUAAACCACCCCAAUCUUAGAGACUGAUUUGGUAUGUAGAUUCUUUUUUUGUUAAAAAGUCCGGGUAACAAAAUACACCUAUCAACCAGCUGAAACUUAGACUAUCAAAUCAUGAUUUUUACAGAAGAUCAGAGCAGUCGAGAUGGCUUAAUAGACAGAGCAGCUUACAUGACUCUACGGACCAAACAUCUAAAGAUUUCUUAGACAUCGAAAUUAUCAAAGCUCUUUGUUCCCAAUGCAAGCACAAAGGUUCCGUGGUGUAGUUGGUUAUCACGUCAGUCUAACACACUGAAGGUCUCCGGUUCGAACCCGGGCGAAGCCAUUAUAAUCUUUUGUUCAUUUUCAUGAAAACAUUUCAAUUUCUUAAAAUGUAACAAAAAAAUUCGCCGUUGCCGGGGAUCGAACCCGGGUCACCCGCGUGACAGGCGGGAAUACUUAGAGCAUCCCCAUUAGUGAACUUAUAGGGGGGUUCACACACAUUCCCAAAAAAAAAAAAAUAUUAAAAUAAGGAAUAGUGAUGAACCUGUCUCUCUCCACCCCUUUCCAGUGAACCUGGUUCAUCACUGUAGCGCGGACCCCACGGCACGUGGCGGCCCGCGACUGGUCCGAAAAAAUAUUUUUUUUUUUUUUUUUUUUUUUUAAAAACAAAAAUCAACUAAAAAAAAUAAUAAAAAAAUGUUUUGUGAACCCCUUUCAUGGGGUUCACUAAUGGGGAUGCUCUUACCACUAUACUACAACGACUUAGAUGCUCACGCUUCUGUAACAGAAGCCAAAGAUUAGACUGACAAUUACAUGCGUUUGUUUGCUGAGAGAGAGAGAAAAAUAUGUUUUGUGUGGAGUUACUCUUCAUAAUCAACUAGAAUAUUCGUCAUAAUUCCAAGUGUUGGCACCCUGAGUUGCUUCUUUACAUACAUAUUAUCUGUGAAGAAAGCGAGUGUUGAUCAUGACUACGUUGUGACUCUUUUACACAGUUGUAUCGCCUUGUCUCUUACAAAUCUAGCACCUCUAGUUUACACUGAAACCUGUGCUGAAAAAAAAAGGAACUAAUCAGAGGAUUAAUCUACUAAUAACAGUAGAAAAUCUUUUGAUACUAGCAUUUAGAAGUUCUCACAUACAUAUUAUACAAAGGAAACAGAGAACAAUAAAACAGAACAAAAAAUGGUACAAGUGCCUCCUCUUACUUCCAUUGUGGUUUUAUCUUUGCUUUGCUUUGCACUGAGUUUAAGAAAUGUAGCUUCCCAUUCCUCUUUACCUCUACCAGUUAAAAAA
Molecule: messenger RNA, 3284 nt
Organism: Brassica rapa (field mustard)
Lineage: Eukaryota; Viridiplantae; Streptophyta; Magnoliopsida; Brassicales; Brassicaceae
Product: protein DETOXIFICATION 3
Biological process (GO): xenobiotic detoxification by transmembrane export across the plasma membrane
Cellular component (GO): membrane
Molecular function (GO): xenobiotic transmembrane transporter activity; antiporter activity
Source: RefSeq, a predicted model, not a curated record